UAUGGUCGUAUCUACAAAUAAGAUUGUAAUGUUUUCUCAUAUCAUGAAGAUCAAUAUACACACCAAUCUGUCAUCAGAAUAUCUAGUCCAAGUUCAUCUAUAAGCUGAUUAUGCAAUAUAAUAAAUGUACAUUUUUUCGCAAGGUAGAAAAUUUUUAGAAAAAAUGUACAAAACACAGAUUAAUUGGAUCAUAAUGAUCAAUAACUAAUGUAUAUGAACUAUUGAUCAUUUUAGG
Molecule: messenger RNA, 235 nt
Organism: Paramecium pentaurelia
Lineage: Eukaryota; Ciliophora; Oligohymenophorea; Peniculida; Parameciidae
Source: the annotation of a GenBank genome assembly